AUGGCUUUACGGUGCGACUUACUUGAGCUUCGGCGUGUCACCUUCCACCCCAUCCUCGAUCAAACGAUUGAACAACGAACAAACAAAUCCAACCCGUCAACUAAACCAGUGACGAUCACGGCUUAUCCUCGCGACCUUUUCCUACCACUCGAUCGACAUCUCCUCGAUACGAAACUACUGGGCUCUCUAUCUACUGGCUGCAACAUGGUUAUACCCUUUGUUUCACUUUCACAUUUUCUCUUUUCUCUUUCUCUUGUCUUUGUUCCUUUUAUCUCUGCGUUGACUCUUCUUCUGUUCCUCGGGUCGGUCGGUUCGGCUUCUCUUCUUGCUUUGCUGUCUUUUCUUUUACACACCCCCCUUCUACUUUUAUCCCUGGCUGGAUUUAAUGCUUCUUUUUCUUCCCCUUUUCUUCCCCUGCCAGGGCUGGUGGCUGACGCUGAUGAUGACGAGCAUACCCCCUUUUCCUUACUUCUAUUUCCUUUUCUUCCUCUUCAUCUCUUUUCCUUCGUUUCAUGGGACUAUGGGUUGAUAGACCAGCGUUAG
Trichophyton verrucosum HKI 0517 is the source of this 543-nucleotide messenger RNA. RefSeq lists its product as uncharacterized. The transcript has a single exon. Lineage: Eukaryota; Fungi; Ascomycota; Eurotiomycetes; Onygenales; Arthrodermataceae. The record is from RefSeq and is a predicted model, not a curated record. Bases 1 to 543 code for a protein of 180 amino acids.